This is a messenger RNA of Trypanosoma conorhini, 1170 nucleotides long. Its product is annotated as tyrosine phosphatase isoform. The coding region runs from base 1 to 1170 and encodes 389 amino acids. Gene Ontology annotation, molecular function: phosphatidylinositol-3,4,5-trisphosphate 3-phosphatase activity; protein tyrosine phosphatase activity. Lineage: Eukaryota; Euglenozoa; Kinetoplastea; Trypanosomatida; Trypanosomatidae. The record is from RefSeq and is a predicted model, not a curated record. Gene Ontology annotation, cellular component: cytosol. The transcript has a single exon. Gene Ontology annotation, biological process: protein dephosphorylation.
AUGGAGUGUUUUUUGCUUCUGGGCUUUGCGUUGGAGCCGUUUGGGUUAACGCUGUGGCGUGUGACCGGGGGAUUGUCAGUGACUCUUAUUGGCCUCCCCGUUGCCGCACUGACAUUUUACCAGCGAUUUCGGCAGCUGCGUUUGGUACUCCGUCGACACGUGUUGUCUGAGCGUCGUCGAUAUCGCGGGAAUGGCUUUGAUAGUGACGUAACAUUUGUGCAUUCCACAGUACUGGCGAUGUCAUGGCCAGCGGAAAACGUUGUACGUUGCUUCCGCAAUCCUGCCCAGGAGGUGGAAUUUCUACUUGAUACGUUGUACGGCCGCUAUUCGUAUCUUGUGGUUAACCUCUGCUCUGAGCGGGGGUACAACAAACUCAGGUUGUUUCAUGGUGAAUUUGUGCGUUACCAGAUGGAUGAUCAUAACCCGGCGGAACUCAAUGAAAUGCUCUCGUUUGUCCGCGAAGCUGGAGGUUUUGCGCGCAAGGAUCCUGAGCGCCGGGCCGUUGUGGUGCACUGCAAAGGUGGCAAGGGACGCACAGGCACAAUGAUUUGUGCGUAUCUGUUGUACAGCGGACUUCAGCCAACCGCGGAUGGAGCUUUCGAGCACUUUGGCACGAUGCGAGCGACCCUUGGUGCCCAAUUUCAGGGCGUACAGACGCCUUCACGGGAACGCUAUGUGCAUUAUUUUGAAAAACUGUUGACGUCGCUGAGGCCACCGUUUGCAGUAGAACCUAAAAUGCAGCCUAAACAGAUUACACGCAUGGAACUGCGUAAUAUUCCUCCCUUCUGUCGGAAGGGCAGUAUUGGCAAACUUUGGUUUGUGGUCAUUUUAAAGCCAAGCACCGCGAGACGUGUCAUUUAUAUUUCAAACCCAACUUUUUUUUUUGAUGCAUAUCCACCGGGCAAUUCGGCGACGCAUGUGUGGUCAAAACUGCGUGACAGUUGCGUGACAGCGGGCACUUCCCUGUACGGUGAUUCACAGGAAGUGAAUGUGUCGUUUCCAUUGUGCCCGUGCCACGAUGUUUUUGAAGUCGACGUAUGCGGCAAACAAAUUGAUUGCGCUGUAAUCUAUAGUCAGUAUGGUGCCACUGCAUCGAAGGAGAGAGAAAGAAAAAAAAAGGUGACACUGAAGGCACUUCAGCUUCAGCAACCUGCCGCCUGUCGUGGAUGA